Exophiala viscosa is the source of this 2175-nucleotide messenger RNA. RefSeq lists its product as uncharacterized. Lineage: Eukaryota; Fungi; Ascomycota; Eurotiomycetes; Chaetothyriales; Herpotrichiellaceae. The record is from RefSeq and is a predicted model, not a curated record. Gene Ontology annotation, cellular component: nucleus. Gene Ontology annotation, biological process: DNA-templated transcription. Gene Ontology annotation, molecular function: DNA binding; zinc ion binding; DNA-binding transcription factor activity, RNA polymerase II-specific. Bases 72 to 2057 code for a protein of 661 amino acids. The transcript has a single exon.
AGCCUACCCCCGAGUUCUUUCUUAGGUACCAUGAAAUCCUUUGCACCAUGGCGUAAUAAAAAGAGCAUCAAAUGGAUGCACAGGCCUCGGUACGAGAUCGAGGUCCACGAGAAUACAAGUCUCGGAGGUAUCGACCUUGCGAUUCAUGCCGCGGAAGGAAGAUCGCCUGCCGCAUCGACUCAUCACCACCAUGCGCCUUUUGCCGAAGUCGUGGUACCGAUUGCACCUUUCUCGAGAAGCCCGUCACGAAGAGGAGAAGAACUCUGUCGCUUUUGGGAGCGUGCAACAAUGAUGUCUCUGGGACCGAUCACGCAGCCUUCGUUCAAAGCUGGGACGAUCUGACCAGUCAAGCGUUCGACAGCACCAUCUUCGAACGUCUGGAUCUUUUUGAGAACGAAACCUCAAACUUCUUCGAUUACAAUGCCAUCGCAGAUCUGCCGCAGGACGGACAAGCCCAAAGCAACAGCACCGGAGAUGAGUCCAUGUCACAACUUGCCCAAAGCAACUCGCCCGAGAAUCUGCAUGUUUACAUUGACAGAAGCCUCCAUCGAUCUUAUAUGCCACCAGACACCAGUCAUCUCAGUCGCCUCGUAGUUGGCAGACUCUUCGAUUCACAAGAGCGAAUGCACUUACCGCGACUCACAUUGCUGUCUACACAGGCAUGCGGUCACGACAGUGAGUCGCGCAAUCUUGAUGGACGCGUACUCGCACAGACUGAACAAGAGAGUCAGCCAUUGGUCUCCAGAACUGAUACUUCAAAAGUCUCAUGGUCGGAUGUGGAAAAUCUCCUGUCUGAGAAGCAACGGGUGAACCUGGUGCAGCUGUUUUUCCGUUUUAUUGAGCCGGUAUUUCCAGUUCUCGCCCAAAGCCAGCACAAUGACGAGUCGGUAAGCAGGGACCUUGGACAAGGGAGGGGAUCACUCGCUCUCGCUGCAUCCCUUUAUGCGACGGCUCUUCCCUUUUCGAUGCACGAUGACCAUCUCAAUGCUACAUUGACCGACGUCUCCGCGAAAAGAGAACGCCUCUACUCCAUUGCCCUCGCAACUGUCCUGGACGAGGCCCAUGCUCCGUCCAUGGAAACCUUACAAGCAUGUCUCUUGAUAUUGCAAAAGGGUCCAACCACUCGUCCCGAAGGAUUAACGCCAACCUAUUCCUGGCUUACCUCUCUAGCAGCGACAACUGCUAAAUCACUAGGCCUCCAGUAUGAUUGUAGCAAUUGGAACAUAUCUCUCAUUGAGAAGCAAAGUCGCACCAGAAUCUGGUGGGCAACAUUUAUCAUGGAUGCAUGGGUGAGUUUGGAAUCGCCUGGUGGUCGGUCGAUCAAUUCCGAUGACUACGACGUCCUCCAACUUCGAGCUGGAACAAAUUCCCUGCACGAUGUCAAUGCCAUACCAGACAAUGCCCACAAUUUCUACCACAUUGCCACCAUUAGCUGUCUGCUAUCUCAGGUCUAUGAGACGUACUAUACGGUACGUGCCGUCAAAGCCACAGCUGCGGAUCUUUUCAAAGCACUUGAACUUGCCCGACCGUUGCGCUCGGCGCUUAAUGAGUGUCGGCAGAGUCUGACAACUGACCUACCAUUCAACGUUGAGGGAGAGUCUGGUAUCAACGCAUCUGUUCACCUUGCGGGCUCGGUUGUCUCGAUCGUUCUUUUUCGAGCGCUCCUUCGUCCUCUCCAGAACCGGGCCACAACGAUAUCCCACACAGAUAACAGCCAUAAAUCGGCAGCCGCGGCCGUAAUGACAGGCUCAUUGAAUUCUGCCAAAGAAGCCGUACAGUUGCUGGAAAGUAUGGUAUCUGCAGUUGGACCGUGGAAUGCAUUCUGGCAUUCGUGGUCUCAGGGAAAUUUCGCUAUUGUUAGCACCUUUCUGGUUCAGCUCACACUUCUCUGCAAGCUUGAGGACUCGCCUACUAGUAUGAAAGCCGAAGUCUCAGGGCUUAUCUCCCGCUGGAAACGUGCAAUACGAACAGGAGCUGGCAGUGGAGGUUGGGGGAGCUCAUUGAUGAGUUUGGCCUUGACGAGAUUGGACUCACUGUUGAACCAAAUUCAGCCAUGACGUCGGAUUUAUGCCACCCCUGGGAGACGUGUGUACGCGGCGACACUCGUAUGAAAACACUGAAAGCUCUGUUAUGGUCUACUACAUCAGUAUCCACGCUUGAUGCUGGAGUCAUUAU